AAGAUGUGGACCUGCAUAAAAGACUUCUUCAACUAUGAAACCACUAAAUCAGUGGUAGUGAAGAGCUGGACCAUCGGCAUCAUCAACCGGGUCGUUCAACUCCUCAUCAUCACUUACUUCAUUGGGUGGGUAUUUGUCAAUGAAAAGGCCUACCAGGUGAGAGACACAGCUAUUGAAUCGUCAGUGAUGACGAAGGUCAAAGGUUUUGGAGUCUACAAUGACAAGGUCAUGGAUGUGGCAGACUACGUCACUCCUACACAGGGAGCUUCAGUCUUCUGCAUCAUCACCAAAAUGAUAACUACAGAGAACCAAGUCCAAGGACUCUGUCCCGAGAGUGAGAAGAAGUAUGUAUGUACGCGGGACAGUCAGUGUUCAAGGCACACCAACAAGCCAGGAAGUUAUGGAAUUUUGACAGGGAAAUGUGUUCCGUUCAACGCCACCAUCAAGAUGUGUGAGAUGAAAGGAUGGUGUCCUGCUGAGAUUGACACCAUCAAGACUACGCCAAUGAUGGAGGUUGAGAAUUUCACCAUUUUCAUAAAGAAUAGCAUUCGCUUUCCGACCUUCAACUACACCAAAGGAAACUUCCUGACUACCAUCACUAAUGAUUACAUAAAAAUAUGUAAUUUUGACAUGGUCAACAACACCUACUGCCCCAUCUUCAAAGUGGGAGACGUGGUCCGCUAUGCACAGCAGAACUUCACCAAGCUGGCAGACAAGGGCGGAGUGAUUGGAAUAAAGAUCGGCUGGAUGUGUGAUCUAGACAAGUCAGACGACCAGUGCAACCCCUCGUACUCAUUCACCCGACUGGAUGCCAUGUCCCAGAAGAAUGCUGUCUCACCAGGCUACAAUUUCAGGUUUGCCAAAUAUUAUAAGAUGGAGAAUGGGACGGACUACCGCACUCUGGUCAAAGCCUAUGCUAUUAGGUUUGAUGUUCUGGUCAAUGGAAAUGCGGGGAAGUUCAACAUGAUCCCCACACUCAUCAAUCUGGUGGCAGCCUUCACUUCGGUGGGAGUGGGCACUGUGUUGUGUGACAUCAUACUGCUGAACUUCCUGAAAGGAGCGGAGCAGUACAAGGCUAAGAAAUUUGAAGAGGUGUCGGACAGCCCGCUGGAGUCCCAGAGCAAUGGGCUUUACCGCUCGCAGCUGUCCCUCAGACAUAGUGAGACCAUCAUGAGGUCCAGUGACUCAGGGGCCUUUUCUAUUGAACAAUACUGCUAG
This is a messenger RNA of Pungitius pungitius (ninespine stickleback), 1218 nucleotides long. RefSeq names its product P2X purinoceptor 3-like. The coding region runs from base 4 to 1218 and encodes 404 amino acids. The transcript has 12 exons. Gene Ontology annotation, molecular function: extracellularly ATP-gated monoatomic cation channel activity; purinergic nucleotide receptor activity; ATP binding. Gene Ontology annotation, cellular component: nuclear inner membrane; plasma membrane. NCBI's taxonomy places the organism in Eukaryota, Metazoa, Chordata, Actinopteri, Perciformes, Gasterosteidae. Gene Ontology annotation, biological process: calcium ion transmembrane transport; response to ATP. The record is from RefSeq and is a predicted model, not a curated record.